Molecule: messenger RNA, 702 nt
Organism: Parnassius apollo (apollo)
Lineage: Eukaryota; Metazoa; Arthropoda; Insecta; Lepidoptera; Papilionidae
Source: the annotation of a GenBank genome assembly
AUGGCCCUGUCUUCGAGUUGUUGGAAAUAUUUAGUGUUAACAUUCAACGUGUUAUUUGCUAUGUCAGCAGUAGCGUUGUUCGGCAUCAGUGGAUUUCUAUUAUAUCGGAUGUUUAUUUACCGGCACUUCAUAGGGGUAAAUGUGGAGUAUCCAGCAAUAUUACUACUAAUGAUGGCGAUCAUCACAUGUUCUAUAGCAUGGAUUGGAUGGCGGACAGCGAAGUCUAUGCAUCAUAUCCAUGUCGUAAUGGUUUACUUACUAUCAGAUCCUACUAAAUAUAAAAGUUAUGCUGGCACACUUAUUGUGUUGGUGGUGGUGAUAGAGUUCUCGUGUUUCGUUUGGGCAAUGGUAGAGUGGGAUAAUAUUGAAAUUGACAUAAAGAGCACCAUGAUGAAUUAUUUUAUGGAAACAAGUGAGAGAAAGGAUCCGAACUCCGCUGACUCACUACGAUGGGAUAAACUGCAUGUUAAGUUUGAAUGUUGCGGUGUCAGUGGUCCCAGCGAUUACACUUCCACGGGUCAUGUACCAUUCUCGUGCUGCGGUCAAGGUCCUCUGGAUUCACUGCACAAGCCUUACACAGCUGAUUGCUCCACGUUGUACCAGCGCGGUUGUGGGAAACAGCUGCAUGAAUACGCGAAAAAACAGUUGUUGUAUGUGGCUAUGGCGGCCCUCACGGCAUCAAUAUUGCAGGUCAGAACUUAA